Molecule: messenger RNA, 4440 nt
Organism: Pedinophyceae sp. YPF-701
Lineage: Eukaryota; Viridiplantae; Chlorophyta; Pedinophyceae
Source: the annotation of a GenBank genome assembly
AUGAGCGGCGGAAAGCGGCCUUUCGGGGGCUACGGCGACGACGGAGAUGAGGCGAAGCCCUUCGCGGUGCUCGGGCCGCGGCCGAACGCCGCGCAGACCGGUCCGGUGAAGAAGCGGAGGGCGAUUCCUGGCGCCUGGACUCCGCCAGCCCUGGCCAACCCCCUGGCGCCGCACCCGGCGUUUGACUUCGACCACCCGCCUUGCGCGAUCGAUAUGAUGACGGGCCACCCCACGCACCCCCCGAACGACUGGAGCGAGCGGGCGUACUCCCUGCGCGAGGCACAGCGCCGACAGAUGGUUUUCCGCCGCCUAGGCGCCGGCACGAUGCGUCUGGAGUACAAGGCGACUGCCAGCACCAUCAAGACCAUUAAGAACGCCCUGAGCGGCUCUGCGUCCGCGCGACGCGCCGCGGACUCCACCCGCAUGCAGACCUACUGGGGCCCGUCAGGCGACCCCAUGGUAGCCAACGUGGCGCGUGUGGACAGUGUUAUCGCGCUGAUCGACAGGGGCACGCUGGUGCCGGAGGACGCCGGCGACAUCAACGUGCUGUACAGCCUGAAGUCGAUGGUCAAGCCCGACGGUCCGUGGAAGCAGCCGGUGUUCCGCGUCGCUGUCCGGCCGCCCAAGGUCCCGGGUGCGCCACGCGGGCCGGCCAAGGCCGACACGCCGACGCGGGUGCUGGAGCUCGAGCUGCACCUCUACAUCGGCCGCCUCGCGUUCGAGCUCAUCGCGAACGAGGCGAUCCGCGUGAUCAUGGCGUGGGUGGCGCCCGUGGGCCCCGUCCGCGGCACCGUCGACCGCCCCGAGUGGCCGACCACGUUCAAGUCGCACGCCGCGCGGCACGAGGACGACCCGCAGUUCCCGUUCACGCUCGGCGGGAUCCUCAAGGGCGUGGAGAGCCACGGAUACAGGGACGUGGGCGAGGAGCCCGCGGGCCUCGCGACGCAGCUCUUCCCGUUCCAGCGCCAGACCGUGGCGUGGAUGCAGGACCAGGAGGCGUGCGACCUCAACGCGCGGUUCUGGGAGGAGCGCGCGUGGGGGCCGCAGCCCUGCGACGGCACCUUCUUCUACUUCCCCGCCGCGGGCGAGCUGCGCACGCAGCGCCCACCGCGGGUGACGGGGGGGCUGCUCGCGGAGGAGAUGGGUCUCGGGAAGACAGUGGAGAUGGUGGCGCUGAUCCUGUCUGACCGCGCGGCCAACUACCCCGCGCCGACUCCCCCCCCGACGCUCCCCGGGCACCCCGUCGUGGAGACGACGUGCGACGUGCAGUCGAACGGCGCGCGCGCGAAGGAGCCCGUCGCGGACACCCGCGCGACGCUGGUGGUGUGCCCGAUGCCGCUAGUGGGCCAGUGGGCGCGCGAGAUCGCGAAGCUGACCGCGCCGGGCGUCCUGCGCGUGGAGGUGUGGGACGGGUACCGGGCGUGGAAGGGGAAGAUCGACGCGGAGAAGCGGAGCCGGCGGACGGAGCGGCGGGAGGUGCCGGACCUGCCGCGGAGCCACGUGGAGCAGGCGUCGCACGCGGAGCUGCUGGAGGAGGCGUUCGAGGCGCUCGUGGGCGCGGACGUGGUGCUGACGUCGUACGCGGCGCUGAACGAGGAGACGGCGUCGAUGCAGCGCGUGCUGCGCAAGAUCGGGUGGCGCCGCGUGGUGCUCGACGAGUGCCAGGAGAUCCGGUCGAGCACGUCGGAGGUCGCGCGGAUGUGCUCCGACCUGCAGAGCACGCACCGCUGGAUGGUGUCGGGCACUCCGCUGCACGACUCGCUGGACGACCUGAACGGCGAGCUCAACUUCCUGCGGGUGUGGCCGUUUGCGCUCUCGGACCGCAGCGACGGGUUCUGGAAGAUGCGCGUGUCGGACCCCAUGCAGCGCUGCGACGACGACGCCCUCCUCCUCCUCCGGGCCCUCCUCAAGGAGAUCAUGAUGCGGCACUCGAAGACGCAGACGACGCUCGAGGGCGGCCCGCUCCUCGAGAUGCCGCACGCGCGUUCCGCGCUGGCGCCCGUCGACCUGCAGCCGUCCGAGACGUACGUCAACGCCUUCCUCGAGCACCACGCCGUCACCGCGCUGUGCACCUCCAUGGGCAUGACCGCCGACGACGUCACCGAGGCGCACCCGUCGACGCUCAAGUUCGUGGACGCGCAGCUCGCCGGGGGCGCGCGCACGCUCGCGCGGACGCUGCGCGAGAGCACGGCGUGCACCGCGGCGAUCGACACCGCGCCGGUGCUGCAGCAGGUGGACCGGGCAAUCCGCGCGCUCCUCGCGCGCACCGCGGGCGCCGCGUCGGCCGACGAGCAGCAGACCGUGACCGGCACGAUCCCGCGGUACAGCCCGUCCGAGGCGAUGUCGGUGCUGCUCCAGACGAUGGAGGUCCGCGACCGCAACGCCGACAUGGUCCGCCACGGCGACGGCGCGGGCCGCCAGGCGCACGGCGUCCAGCGCACGUACGCCACCGAGACCGUCGCGCAGCGCCUGGCCGCCGCCGCCGACCGCCUCGUGCGCAUCGAGGCCACCAUCGAGGCCGCGCGCGCGCAGCUCCCGCGCCUCCGCUGGCGCGUCGCCAUCGCGCGCGUCGCCGAGGGCCGCGCCCUCGUCACCCUCGACCUCAACCGCGCGUCCCCGUACCUCCUUCUCCGCGUCGGCGCCGCCGCGCGCGCGCAGCGCGCGGCGCAGGCCGCGCGCGAGGCCGUCCAGGAGGCCGCGGCGCGGUACGAGGCCCUCGACGACGCGCUGCUCGUCCAGGAGGCGAUCAGCGAGGGCGUGGAGUCGCGGCGGCUGCUCGAGGGGCCGCGGGACCGGCUGGCGGCGCAGCUGCUGAAGGACGUGCGGAAGGAGUGCGAGAGGGCGGAGGCGGCGGCGGAGCGCGCGCUGCGGCCGCGGACGGCGGCGGGGCGGCGCGAGAGGGAGGAGCUGGCGACGCUGAGCGAGCGGCUGGAGCAGGCGCGCGUGGAGCUGGCGGCGGUGCGGCCGUACGUCGCGCUGCUGCAGCGGGCCGCGGAGGCGGGCGGCGAGCGGCUGGACUUCGCGGUCGUCGAGCAGUCGGGCUUCCAGACGAUCAACGAGAUCCAGGAGGGCAAGAAGAUCACGUGCCUGAUCUGCCAGUGCGAGUGCGACGACCCGUGCGUCACGCGCUGCCUGCACAUGGGCUGCACCGACUGCUACCUCCACUGGCUGCGCGCGUCCUCCGUCCUCACGGGCCACGCCUUCGUCAGCGCCGACGUCUUCGCGCUCGAAGCCCCCUGCCCUCUUUGCCGCAAACCCUUCCGCGCCGACCAGCUCAUCCGCAUCGACACCGCGGCGCCCGCGCCCGACUCGGGCCCGACCUCGCAGCCCGCGGCCGGCGCGGACCCGAGCGGCGCGGGCCCGAGCGGCGCGGGCCCGGGCGGCGACGCCGCCGCGUCGGACCUGCCGCAGUUCUUCCCGAGUCAGACGGCGACGGCGUACGGGAAGAUCCGGCCGCCGCUGACGGGCGCGGUCGCGGCGCGGACCAGCGCGCUGCCGUCGCUGCCGGGCCCGCUGCUCGCGCACCUGAAGAGCGCGGGCGUCGCGCGCGUCGCGGACAGGGCCCCGCCGCGCGGCGCCAAGAUCGACGCGCUGAUCGCGAUCGCGCAGGGGACGCACCCGGUGACGGAGAGCCACGUCGCGGCCAUGGGCGGGUCCCCGGGGAAGGUCGUGGUGUUCUCGCAGUUCCCGCGCGCGCUCAAGGCGGCGCAGGCGGCGCUGGAGCACGCGGGCAUCGGGACGGCGGGCAUCUUCCAGGGCAACGCGUCGGGGUCGGAGGCGCAGCGCGAGGCCGUGAGCCGGUUCUCCGUGGACCCGGAGUGCCGCGUGCUGCUGCUGCACGUCGGGCAGGCGGCCGCGGGGCUCACGCUGACGGCGGCGGCGACGCUCGUGAUGAUGGAGCCGCUCAUGUCGAGCGGGGACGAGGCGCAGUGCCGGAGCCGCGUGCACCGCAUCGGGCAGACGCGCCGCGUGCUCUCCGUGACGCUCUGGGCGCGCGGCACCGUCGACGAGCGCAUCCUGGCAUGGCGCCGCCUCACGGACAAGCACCGCUCGGCGCCGAACGUGGCCUCGCAGGGCGCCGAGCCGCACUCGGACACGGAGUCGGACGCGGAGCAGCUGUGCGUGCUCACGCACGGCGAGAACGACCGCGGGCAGCUCGCGACGGGCAAGCCGCUGCGGCGCCUGCUCUACAUGCUCGGCGCGCAGGACGCGUCCAAGGUGGCCGAGGCGCCGCCGGCGGAGGAUCGGCGGGCGCGGGGCGGGCGCGGGAGCGCGUCGGACAGCGAGGACGAGGACGACAGCGACGCCGACAUGGACGCGUCGGACGAUGAUUUCGCGGCGUACGUGCCGGUGCGGAUGGCGAGGACGGGGGCGCGGAGGAGGGGCGCGGCGCCGGGGCGGGGGUCGGGCGCGCGUGGGGGCGGCGGCGGGGGGCGGUGA